Messenger RNA from Strongylocentrotus purpuratus (purple sea urchin), 1251 nucleotides. RefSeq names its product guanylate cyclase 32E-like. The transcript has 8 exons. Lineage: Eukaryota; Metazoa; Echinodermata; Echinoidea; Camarodonta; Strongylocentrotidae. The coding region runs from base 403 to 1251 and encodes 282 amino acids. The record is from RefSeq and is a predicted model, not a curated record.
AGAGGGAAAAGAUAAUAGGUCAAGAGCGAAGCCGAUAACCAUCUAGAAAGAGAAUAUUUAAACGUGAAGUGUAGUAACACCAAUGCAAGGGGGCAUUAUGCGAAUUAUAAAGAGCAAAGAUGCGUGGUUAAAUAUUGCAAUCAACCUUCCAGUUGAGUUGAGAUACGAUACCCUACCGCGGCAGAUAUAAUUCAUACUUCAUCUUUUCUUUGACUUUUUCCCAUUUUGUCUCUGCAGUUUUGCAAGGAACCAGCGGUGAGUGACAAGGAGACCUACCGAACGUUCGCCCGUACCGUCCCGACGACGGAGAAGGUGUCCGAGUCCGUGUUAGCACUUCUCAAGCAGUUUAACUGGAACGUUGUGAGCGUGGUGGCGGCUAAAGAUCUCCAGUUUUCGCGGGUUAUGACCAGACUGGAGAAGUUCCUGCCACUGCACGGCAUCAAGGUACAGCACGCCUUCUCCUAUGAGAAUCCGUACUACCCCAUCCCUCCAAUCAAAGACAACCGCCUCAAAGACAUCAUAGAGCAAUCCUACACCAACACACGAAUUUACGUCUUCAUACCCGCGGAGCCGUACGAGUUACACGCUUUCCUUGAGGACCUCGAUGAAAAGGGACUUCUUGACGAUGGAGAUUACAUCGUCGUCGCCAUCUUCUUCAAGAUCUUCGACGAGUCUAACCGAGAUGGACUUAUAAAGGGUGUCUACUACCCGGCUGAAGGUCCCGAUGGUAUCUCCCAACGCAUCAGGUACAUGCAUAACGUCCUCAUGCUCUUCUACACGAGUGCCAUGAGUCCUGACUUCAAUGGAUUCAAGAUCGAAGCAAAGGCCUAUCUCUCAGAGCCGCCCUUCAACUUCGACUCUGGUCUCCUUGAGGAAUUAGGAUAUCCCAUUGAGAUCACAGAGGAUGCUGCUUAUCUUUACGAUGCCGUGAUGCUGUACGCUAAAGCUCUCAACCAAACCCUGAGCGAAGGAGGGAGCAUCACGAACGGGACCGAUAUUAUCUCAAACAUCCUAGACAAAACAUAUCAGAGUAUUACUGGGGUAAAUCGCAUCAUCGACAAAGAUGGCGAUACCAUUGCCAACGUGAGCGUCUUCUCAAUCCAGAGAAACAGUUCGUCCGACAUCGACUACGUCAUCGAUCCCGUCGCCAUCUUCCAGGAACGCAACGGUACCACGGUGUAUGCUGCUCAUAAAGGUGUAGACAUUCAAUGGCUAGGCGGCAGUCCUCCCAGGGCCCAACCUCUGGCGUGA